Messenger RNA from Rangifer tarandus platyrhynchus (Svalbard reindeer), 2619 nucleotides. The record is from the annotation of a GenBank genome assembly. Lineage: Eukaryota; Metazoa; Chordata; Mammalia; Artiodactyla; Cervidae.
AUGGACCCGGCGCCUUCGCUGGGCUGCAGCCUCAAGGAUGUGAAGUGGAGCUCGGUGGCCGUUCCGCUCGACCUGCUGGUCAGCACUUACCGACUGCCUCAGAUCGCGCGGCUGGACAGCGGAGAAUGCAUAGAAGGGCUGCGGGAAAAUGACUACCUUCUGAUUCACUCGUGCCGUCAGUGGACCACCAUCACUGCCCAUAGCUUGGAGGAGGGGCACUAUGUCAUUGGGCCAAAGAUAGAGAUUCCGGUACAUUAUGCAGGCCAAUUCAAGUUGCUGGAACAAGACCGAGAUAUAAAGGAGCCAGUGCAAUAUUUCAACAGCGUGGAGGAGGUGGCCAAAGCAUUUCCUGAACGCGUGUACGUCAUGGAGGAAAUAACAUUCAACGUGAAGGUUGCUUCGGGUGAAUGCAAUGAAGACACCGAAGUUUACAACAUCACCCUGUGUACAGGGGAUGAACUCACUCUAAUGGGCCAGGCAGAAAUCCUUUAUGCAAAGACUUUCAAGGAGAAGUCACGACUCAACACCAUCUUCAAAAAGAUUGGGAAACUCAAUUCCAUCAGCAAGCUGGGAAAAGGCAAAAUGCCCUGCCUCAUUUGCAUGAAUCACCGGACCAACGAGAGCAUCAGCCUCCCGUUCCAGUGCAAGGGCAGGUUUAGCACCCGAAGCCCCCUGGAGCUUCAAAUGCAGGAGGGCGAGCAUACCAUCCGCAACAUCGUGGAGAAAACCAGGCUCCCCGUUAACGUGACCGUGCCCAGCCCACCGCCCAGGAACCCGUACGACCUGCACUUCAUCCGCGAGGGGCACCGCUACAAGUUUGUGAACAUCCAGACCAAGACCGUGGUGGUCUGCUGUGUGCUGCGGAACAACAAGAUUCUCCCGAUGCACUUCCCUCUGCACCUGAGCGUCCCGAAGUUUAGCCUCCCAGAACACCUGGUCAAGGGAGAGGGAUGGCCUGAGACCCUGGUCCAUCACUGGCUGGGGAUCUGCCAAGAACAGUUCGACAUCGAUGAGUAUUCACGGGCGGUCCGCGACGUGAAAACCGACUGGAACGAGGACUGUAAGAGCCCCAAGAAGGGCCGGUGCGCCGGCCACAACCACGUGCCCAAUUCCCUUAGCUACGCUCGCGAUGAGCUCACCCAGUCCUUCCACCGGCUCUCCGUCUGUGUGUAUGGCAACAAUCUCCAUGGCAACAGCGAGGUGAACCUCCACGGCUGCAGGGACCUGGGGGGAGAGUGGGCCCCCUUUCCUCACGACAUCCUACCCUAUCAGGACUCGGGGGACAGCGGGAGCGACUACCUUUUCCCAGAAGCUGGUGAAGAAUCUGCAGGCAUGGCAGGGAAGUCGGAACUUCCUUAUGAAGAGCUGUGGCUGGAGGAAGGCAAGCCCAGCCAUCAGCCUCUCACUCGCUCCCUGAGUGAGAAGAGCAGAUGUGACCAGUUCCGAGGUUCUCUCCGGGCCAAGUGUGCAACCUCUCCCCUUCCUGUACCCGGAGCGCUGGGUGCAGCGGUGAAAUCUGCCGAGAUCGCCCUACCUCCGCCUCCAGUGCCUCCCAAAUCUGAAGCCGUCCGGGAAGAGUGCCGGCUCCUGAACGCGCCGCCGGUCCCGCCCCGCAGCGCAAAGCCUCAGUCCACCAGCCCCUCGGUCCCUCCUCGCACAGCCAAGCCGGCGCGGCCGCAGACUCGCUCGCCCAGCCCCACCUUGUCCUACUAUUCUUCAGGGCUGCACGACAUCAGCGUCACUAAAAGUGAGACGAGUCCCUCUGAGAGCGCUCCCGUGUCUUGCUACCCAUGUAACCGAGUGAAGGCGGAGUCCGUGGACCCCAAGUCCCCGUGCGGCAGCCCGACUUCUGAAGCUCUGUCCUCCAGGCUCUCGUGGCCAAACCAUUACUCGGGAGCGUCGGAGACCCACACCAGGAGCGACUUCCUGCUGGAUCCGAGCCGCAGCUACAGUUACCCCCGGCAGAAGACGCCGGGCACGCCCAAGAGAAACUGCCCGGCCGCCUUCGAGCUGGACUGCCGCGAGCUGGCCGCCAGCCCGCCCGGGCCGGGCCCCGCGGAGCCCGCGGGCUGUCCCAAGUCGGCCAGCUACUGCCUGGAGCGCUCGGGCGACAGGAGCCUGGUGGGCGGGCCGGCCAAGCAGAGCAGCUCCUGCCCAGCCUUGCCCCCCAGGGCCCCGAGGCCGCUGGAAGAGAAAGCGGCCCCUGACACCCCGCCUCUGCCCCUGCAAAUCGACGGUGCUGAGGAAGCCCCCAAGUCCGGGUCGCCAGACCUGUCCGAGGACGCCUACUUCGUGCAGAAAGGCGCGCAGGACCUCCUCUCCGCGCCCUACCCCUUCUCGUCGCCAAUCCACCUGCAGCUGGCCCCCCGCUCCUGCGGCGACGGGUCCCCGUGGCAGCCGCCCGCCGACCUGUCAGGACUCUCGGUCGAAGAGGUGUCCAAGUCCCUGAGGUUCAUCGGGCUGUCAGAGGACGUCAUCGUGUUCUUCGUGACCGAGAAGAUCGACGGCAAUCUGCUCGUUCAGCUCACGGAGGAAAUCCUCUCAGAGGAUUUCAAACUGAGCAAACUGCAGGUGAAGAAAAUCCUGCAGUUCAUUAACGGCUGGAGACCCAAAAUAUAG